Leopardus geoffroyi (Geoffroy's cat) is the source of this 412-nucleotide messenger RNA. Its product is annotated as 60S ribosomal protein L7a-like. Bases 50 to 412 code for a protein of 120 amino acids. The transcript has a single exon. The record is from RefSeq and is a predicted model, not a curated record. NCBI's taxonomy places the organism in Eukaryota, Metazoa, Chordata, Mammalia, Carnivora, Felidae.
AAAGCUGCCAUCUGUCCUUUGAGCUGGGGUUAAUACUGUCACCACCUUGAUGGAAAACAAGAAGGCUCAGCUGGUAGUGAUUGCACAUGAUGUGGAUCCCAUUAAGCUGUGUGUCUUCGUGCCUGCCCUGUGUGGGAAGAUGGAGGAUCCCUACUGCAUCAUCAAGAGGAAGACCAGGUUGGGGCCUCGCAUCCACAGGAAGACCUGCACCACUGUCGUCUUCACACAGGUUAACCCAGAAGACAAAGGAGCUCAGGCUAAGCUGGUAGAAGCUAUCAGGACCAAUUACAAUGACAGAUCUGAUAAGAUCUGCCAUCACUGGGGAGGCAACAUGCUGGGUCCAAAGUUUGUGGUUUGCAUUGCCAAGCUGGAAAAGGCAAAGGCUGAAGAACUACCCACAAAACUGGGCUAA